Pseudomassariella vexata is the source of this 2237-nucleotide messenger RNA. Its product is annotated as major facilitator superfamily transporter. Bases 259 to 1908 code for a protein of 549 amino acids. The transcript has 7 exons. Gene Ontology annotation, biological process: transmembrane transport. Gene Ontology annotation, molecular function: transmembrane transporter activity. NCBI's taxonomy places the organism in Eukaryota, Fungi, Ascomycota, Sordariomycetes, Amphisphaeriales, Pseudomassariaceae. The record is from RefSeq and is a predicted model, not a curated record.
CACACAAUAUGCUAUGAAACAACCGGACUUAAGGAGAUAUUGCUUUCUACCUCCAUCCCCGUGCCCUGAUGCAUCUGCCUAAGGUAUUACUGGGCAAUAUAGUCAGUGGCUGGCCCUCUGUCGUAUCAUGGUUAUAAACAUUUGGGAAAACUUGUGCAGUUUACCUUCACCCAAGGCUAAUGUUGAAGCACACUCAACUUAUUGUCGUGGUUUGCAGAGGAAUUUCAUUGUUCCAACGGCGUGAAAAUUGCACCUGCAAUGGAUACUGAGAUCCCUCGGGAAAUAAAAAUGUCUCCACACUCUGCUUCAAACGAAGAAAAGUCGGAUGGACCAGAAGAAGUCGUGGUCCAGACUCCCCGGCGCCAAAUCCGUGGUUUCGCUUGGUUCCUGGUCAUCGGCUCCAUCUUUUCAAGCAUGUUCAUCUACGCGCUCGAUAACACCAUCACCGCCGAUCUUGUGCCCGCCAUCGCCAUCGACUUCGGCUCCGUCUCGCUACUCCCAUGGUUGUCCGUAGGCUUCCAGGUCGGCGCAUACGUAGCCCUGCUCCCCGUGGGAAAAUUGUACGCCAAAUUUAAUGCUAAGUGGGUGUACAUCAUCAACGUGGUGUUCUUCCUGGCCGCCUCUGCCCUCUGCGGAGCCGCCCCUAACAUGACUGCCAUGAUUAUCGGCCGCGUUUUUCUCGGUGUCUCUGGCAGCGCUAUAUACUGUGGUAUACUGUACCUCAUUACGGUCCUGUGUGAGGAACGUGAACGAGGCCUCUACGUUAGUCUGGCUGGCCUCGUCUGGGGCGUGGGGACCGUUCUGGGGCCCGUCGUAGGCGGAGCUUUCGAGAAGGUCAGUUGGAGGUGGGCCUUCUACAUCAACAUCAUCAUCGGCAUCGUCUUCUUGCCCGUUUGUCUAUUUCUCCUUCCCCCCUUCGACCCCCUUCCUUUGGCAUUGUGGAAGAAAAGGGCGGAGAAAUUCGAUUUUCUAGGCACGAUACUAUUUGUGGCAUUCUCUAUAUGCCUCGUCAUGGCCAUCAAUUUCGGCGGCGUCCUUUAUCCCUGGCGUAGCGGGAGUAUCAUCGCCUUGUUUGUAGUCGGGGGUUUGCUCUUCAUCGUCUUUGUUGUCCAGCAGAGAUAUUCGUGGCUCACUACCCGUUCGGAACGCCUCUACCCGGCUCAGAUUUUGCGAAUCAGGGAGGCUGACCUUCUUGCUCUAUCCGCUAUCUGUUCCAACACGGCGAUAUUCGUGCCCAUCUUCUACAUCCCAGUCUAUUUCCAAUUUACGAGGAACGACAGCGCGAUCGAGGCAGCUGUGCGCCUCCUUCCGCUCAUUGUGGUGGUCAGCGUGGCUCUGGUUGCACAAGGUUAUUUCAUGGUCCGCCUCGGCUAUUACUGGCCUUGGUACACAGUCGGUGCGGCCCUAGGCCUGGUUGGUAAUGUCCUUCUUUAUCUUGGCGACUUCGAUACCUCAGAAGGCUACAUUUACGGAGCCGAGGUCCUGGUUGGGUUGGGAUUGGGUAUCUUCAAUCAGGCGGGAUAUACGGCCAUAUAUAAAGCUGUCCCAAGUUCUGAGGCAGGCAACGCACUUCCAUUCAUGAUGGUUGCUCAAUACAGCGGCGUCACCAUGGGUCUUUCCGUUGCUGGCGCUGUUUUCAUUAACGAUGCCAUGAACGGUCUACGGUCGAUUCUGCCUACGUUUCCUGAUACCGAGCUUACGGCACUCAUAAGCGGUACCUCCAAUUCGGCCAUCAACGCAGUACCUGAGGAGCUACGUGGGGCUGUCAUUACCGCCAUUGUGGAAAGUUUGCGGAAAGUCUUCAUUCCUGCGUUCUUUGGCAGUGCAGUUUGUUUGGUCAUAUCGGGUUUCUUAAGCAAAAAGAGAGCGUUUGGGGGCAAAGAAGCAGCACCCGUCGUUGCGGGUUGAACAGUGACUCUGCGGGCAAUAAAAUAUUUGUAUCGGAUGAAGCGGUCCGCUAGCUGAAGAUUUUUCUGAAUUUUAAUUAAUACAGGCAAAUACUUCAAUAGAGAAAGAAGAAGACGAGAGAGAACAAGUCACCGGGAGUGAUUAAAGGACACAAAAUUGCAUUAUAUCAGGUUGAGCCAAUAUCAUUAUAUAAGAAUUACCUAAUCAGGAAUGUUUGAUCCCUUUAUGACGACUGUGCCUUCGACCUGGUUAGGCGAAUACCGUUAUGAGCGGACUAUGCGAUCAAAGAGGUACUUGCUACUAGUACCGCAACAAAACUCCUCUAUUCU